GAGGGUCUCAAAAUUGGAAAGAAGGUAUUAUCCGUUUUAUGAACAUCGGGAAAAUGGAAGCGGGAAAUCUGCUUCGGUUAAACCAACCGCCACAACGACUUGUCCAUUCUCGUCGUUUCUCUCACAGACGAACUGUUACUCUUACUGUUAAUGCUUCUCAGGGAGAAAUUAGGUAUAGAGGGAUGAAGCCAAGGAGGGAAUGGAUAGCUGAUUGGGUAUCUAAUAAUGAUGAUUUGGUUCGGAGUAUGCCAAUUUAUGUGGGUGGAUUGUCUUUAUUGGCGGUUCUCUUCAAUCGUACUGUUUCUGGUAUUGCUCCGGUUGCUGAUGCUAGCAGUUCUCAAUCCAGAGCAGAUUUAUUGACACUUGGGUUGGCAGUCACCAACAUCUUGAAUGGUCUUGUUUGGCUUUCAAUCCGACCAAAAUCCAUAUCUGUGGUAAAUCCUAACGGUGUAGAGUGCCAAAGAAUAGCUUCUCACCUACCAGAUUUUGUUAUUUCUGAGCUGCUAUGGGCAUGGAAUUCUCUAUCAGAUGUCACAUGCUGCAGGUCUCUGGUCAUUGUUUAUGAUGGAAAAUGUAUCCUUCAAACUGGGUUUGCUGCUGCAUCUUUAUCUAAUGGAAGUGAUGCAGUAGCUGUGGACAGUAAUAAAUUGAUAGAAGGGUCACUUUACCAAGGAGUUUUAAAAUCUGCAUCACAGAGCUACUUGGCCAACUUAUCUCUUUAUCCUGGGAAGUCGGAGCUACCAUUUCUUCCUUCAAAUACACAGGCAGUAAUCUUGCAGCCUCUAGGAGACAAAGGAAUUGCCAUAAUUGGUGGUGAUACAAUCAGAGGAUUCACAUCUUCUGACCAGGCAUGGAUCACAUUGAUCGGAGAGAAGUUAGAUGCUACACUGACAAAAGUUAUUUGACAUUCAUAGUGGCAGUGCAAGAUGGAUGUUUCAAGAUAUUCUAACAGCAGUAUCUUAAGUUCAAGUGUUUGCCUAUAAUCAUGUCUACAUUCAAAGUGAUUUUCCUUCCUUUAGUUUAUGUUACACAGAUGGUCCACACAUUCUAGAAAAUACAUAUGUAUCAUCUCGACUCUUUUAUUUGGACUUCCUCUCCAAAAGGAGGAUUUGCAGUUUCAGCUUGUUUUUAUUUUCUACUGAAGUACACAGAAGUGUUCCCUACAUCUUUUAGAGGCAACCUUUGGCUAUUGUGAAAUAUAUCAUUUAUUGGUUCAUUUCA
Molecule: messenger RNA, 1221 nt
Organism: Solanum stenotomum
Lineage: Eukaryota; Viridiplantae; Streptophyta; Magnoliopsida; Solanales; Solanaceae
Product: protein COFACTOR ASSEMBLY OF COMPLEX C SUBUNIT B CCB4, chloroplastic
Exons: 8
Coding region: 39-905 (288 amino acids)
Biological process (GO): cytochrome b6f complex assembly
Cellular component (GO): chloroplast
Source: RefSeq, a predicted model, not a curated record